CCACCCAUGACAUCAUUGACGCGGAGGGGACCUGCAAAGCUGCCCAAAUGGAGGUGUCUAUUUCAAAGUGCAAGCUGUUCCAGCUGGGCUUUGAGCGCGAGGGGGUGCGAGUCAACGACCGCCACUGCCCUGGCAUUGAAGGGGAGGACUUCAUCUCAUUCCAGAUCAACAACACCAAAGGCAACUGUGGCAACGUAGUGCAGUCAAACAGCACGCACAUAGUGUACAAGAACACGGUGUGGAUUGAGAGUGCGAACAACACAGGCAACAUCAUCACCCGGGACCGGACCAUCAAUGUGGAGUUUUCCUGCGCCUACGAGCUGGACAUCAAGAUCUCCCUGGAUUCGGUGGUGCGGCCGAUGCUCAGUGUGAUUAACCUGACGGUGCCGACGCAGGAGGGGAGCUUCACGACCAAGAUGGCCCUGUACAAGAACUCAUCGUACAAGCACCCCUACCGGCAGGGCGAGGUGGUGCUCACCACCCGGGACGUGCUCUAUGUGGGGGUCUUUGUCGUCGGGGCCGAUUCCAACCACUUGAUCCUGAUGCUGAACAAGUGCUACGCGACCCCUUCGCGGGACAGCAAUGACAAGCUGCGCUACUUCAUCAUCGAGGGAGGGUGCCAAAACAUGAAGGACAACACCAUUGGCAUAGAGGAGAACGGGGUGUCAUUGACGUGUCGCUUCCACGUCACCGUGUUCAAGUUCAUCGGGGAUUAUGAUGAAGUUCACCUUCACUGCGCUGUCUCGCUCUGUGAUUCGGAGAAAUACUCCUGCAAAAUAAACUGCCCUCAGCACACAAGGAUGGCCAGUGCGUUCGCUGAGGAACCCAAGGAGCAGAUUCUCUCGGUGGGACCUAUUAGAAGGAAGCGAUCAGACUGGUGUGAGGACAACGGAGGCUGCGAGCAGAUUUGCACGAGCCGGGCGGACGGACCGCUGUGCAGCUGUGUGACGGGGACGCUGCAAGGGGAUGGCAAGAGCUGCAGGGGCAAGUACCAGGGAGGGGUGCAGGAGGAGUUGAGGCAAGUGUGGCGGCCUAGCACGCCACCAGUUUUCGUGAUUUUCCACAUCCCCAACGGGCAUCACUCGCCUCCGCCCUUGGCUGCCUCCCAAUAG
Molecule: messenger RNA, 1112 nt
Organism: Apaloderma vittatum (bar-tailed trogon)
Lineage: Eukaryota; Metazoa; Chordata; Aves; Trogoniformes; Trogonidae
Product: alpha-tectorin-like
Exons: 7
Source: RefSeq, a predicted model, not a curated record